Molecule: messenger RNA, 2465 nt
Organism: Chelonus insularis
Lineage: Eukaryota; Metazoa; Arthropoda; Insecta; Hymenoptera; Braconidae
Gene: ZnT49B
Product: Zinc transporter 49B
Exons: 10
Coding region: 449-2308 (619 amino acids)
Biological process (GO): intracellular zinc ion homeostasis; zinc ion transport; transmembrane transport
Cellular component (GO): membrane; endoplasmic reticulum
Molecular function (GO): monoatomic cation transmembrane transporter activity
Source: RefSeq, a predicted model, not a curated record
CCAAGCUGAUAGCAAAUUGUUAAAAUACGCUAAGUCAAUUUGUAAAACAAUAAAAUUAUUGAUUGAAAACUUAUUUCAAUAAUUUUUCACACGACAAUACUAUACCAUAAUGUGAACAUGUAGUUUUUAAAUAAAAAUACUUAGCCUAAAUACAAGAAAAAUGUGUGUAACUUAAGAAUUCUGGCAAAUAAGGUGACGUUUGCCAAUUUUGUUCUCGGUUCUACUUCUGUACUUCAAUCAUUGACUAAUCUAAUCACAAUCUGUUAUUAAUUAUCAUAAAUUAUUAUUUAAAAGAUUCACAGAAUGAUAAUAUUUGUCAUUAUAGCUUUUGACUAUUAUAAGUGAACAACAUUGUUUACGAAAAAAAAAUUUCCACAGAUUUUUCGAAAAUUUCAUGUCUCUAACAUUAUAAUUAUUUAAAAAGGAGCUUCAGAAAAACACGUCAAAAAUGAUUUAUCGGUCAUACAGUCUGUUAUCUGUAGUAGGAAGCAAGUUAAAUUAUUAUCAUCUAGAUCAACUUUAUUUUUUGCAAAUAUCAUUAGCAAAACGCCAUGCCAGUAUUUAUAUAAAACAAUGCAAAACUUGCUACCAAGUUCAAUUGAAGAAAAAUGUAUGGAAAAUUUUUAACACGAAAAAAACAGGAAAUAAUUUGGAUUCCAGAUGGACAAGUAUUGAAGGGAGAAGAUCAAUGUCUGAUGAUAAAUCAUCUCAAAAUGAAGAAAUCCCAAAAUUAGUCAAAAAAAUAAACGAUACUCUUAAAGAAAAAAUUAUUGAAAUAGAUGGCAAAGAAUUAGGUAAAUUAAAAGAACGUUUAUUAUCGAAACCUACUCCCUCUGAUACGUUGUUAGAGUCAAACAAAAAUAUUCAAGCAUCAAUAAUUGAUGCUGCUUUACGUAACAAUGCAAGUAAAACCACUGAAGGAGAAGUACUUUCAAAAAAAGUGAAACGUUUGCGAGUAGAUCAUUCAGCAUCGUCUUUAGAAAGAAAUUUUAUUACUCCCGUUAGAGCUAUGUUAGAUUUUAUGUUAAAACCUUCAGAUUUAGAAUCUCUUCCAAAAACAAAACGAAGAUCACCGUAUGAGGAUAAACCUCCUAUUACUGUCUAUUGGAGAAAAGACAUUGAAGCUAAAGCUAUUGAAGUAUGGGGAUCACGAGAAGCUUUAUUAAAAGAGCGACUGAAAAGAGAGGUUGAGCAAAAAGUCUAUCAACAAAAUUUAUUUACUGUAAAAAGGAGGCUUAAAGAUUACAGAAAAGAAAUAAAAAAUCAAUCAGUUAGAAUAGAUGAACGUGAAGGUCUUUUCGGCAGGUCUGGAAAAGUUGUGUUGACUGCAGUCACCAUAAAUGCCUGUAAUUUUUUAUGUAAAUUAUUUGCUUGGCUUUAUACUGGUUCCCACAGCAUGUUUUCAGAAUGUAUUCAUUCUGCGGCUGAUACCGCAAAUCAAUUAAUUCUAGCUUAUGGAAUUCAUAAAUCUGUACAGGAUCCUAACGCAGAUCAUCCAUAUGGCUAUACAAAUAUGAAAUACGUAUCGUCUUUAAUAUCUGGAGUAGGAAUAUUUUGCGUAGGAACAGGAUUAUCGCUCUAUCACGGCAUCCAUGGCAUUCUAUUUCCAGUUCCUGUUGAAUCAUUCUACUGGGCUUAUUUUAUCCUUGGUGGAUCUCUUAUAUCUGAAGGAGCUACGCUUUUAGUCGCUAUUAAUUCUAUAAAAAAAGGAGCUGAAGAUAAGAAUAAGCCUUUUAAGGAUUAUGUGCUCUCGGGACAAGAUCCAUCAGUAAAUGUCGUUCUUAUGGAAGAUUUUGCUGCAGUUAUCGGCCUAGCUAUAGCUGGAAGCUGCAUGGGAUUAACUUCGUAUCUGGGAAACCCCAUUUAUGAUGCAGUUGGAUCGUUGCUUGUUGGUGGACUUCUUGGAGGAGUUGCUUCUUUUAUAAUUUAUACAAAUGUUGCUGCACUAGUCGGCCGAAGUAUACCUCAAGAAAAUUUAGAUAAAAUUAAUGCUGAGCUUGAGGCUGAUGUUAUGGUGCGGGCAAUAUAUGAUGUUAAAGGAAUAGAUAUGGGCAAUAAUCUCGUUCGAUAUAAAGCAGAAAUUGAUUUUGAUGGCCGAGAACUUACAAGAUCAUAUCUUGAUAAACAUGAUUUAACUGCAAUGUUGGACGAAGUAAAAAAAAUGCAAAGUAUUGAUGAACUUGAAACAUUUCUACUAAAGCACGGUGAAAAUAUUGUGGAUAUGUUGGGAGCAGAAAUUGAUAGAAUUGAAAUAAAACUCAAGAAAAAUCAUCCCGAAAUACGACACUGUGAUUUGGAGGUACUAUAAAUAUAAAAUUUAGAAAAAGUUACAAUGCUAAUACUAAAUGCUAAUACGUGUAAAUAAAUAUUUAUGUUAUUUAAAUUUAAAAGUAAAUCAUUAAAGUCACUGUUCAUUUUUGUGGUUCAUUGUACACGUUUUAAAUAAAUUAUUAUUUUAUAACAUU